CCGAUUACAAUCCAAAUGUCUUCGGGAAAGGUUAGUAGUGAUAUUAAGAUAACAGAGGGAAAGGCAGAGAUCUGUUUUCCUGAUUCAAAUUCUGUGUUCUACAACCCCGUUCAAGAAUUUAACAGAGAUUUAAGUACAGCAGUCAUAAAGCUGUUUUCCAAGGAACGUUUGGAAGACAAGAGAAAACCAAAUUUGGAAAGUACUUCCGAUGGAGAAGACGAGGGAACGGAUGAAACGUGUGAAGGACUUGACCAGGAGAAGUCUAAUCCCAAAGUGGCAUUAUACUCAGGGAAAAUACCCAAUGAACAAAAACGAAAUGAUGGAAUCACUAUCCUGGAAGGUUUGUCAGCAUCUGGUCUGCGUGCAGUGAGAUAUGCCUUGGAAGUGGCAGGUGUAAAGAGCGUAACUGCCAAUGAUAUCAGUGCUGAUGCUUACAAAAUGAUUCAGCAAAAUGUUGAGCAUAAUAAUGUGCAGCAUAUUGUAAAGCCAAGCAAAGAGGAUGCUGGGUUACUGAUGUACAAACAUCGUCAUCCUCCUUCAAGUCGCUUUGAUGCAAUAGAUUUAGAUCCAUAUGGAUCAGCAUCAGUCUUUCUUGAUAGUGCAGUUCAAGCUGUAGCUGAUGGUGGCAUUCUCCUGGUAACAUGCACAGACAUGGGGGUGCUCUGUGGAAACCAUAGCGAGGCUUGUUUUGGAAAAUAUGGCAGUAUGUCUUUAAAAGCCAAGUUUUGUCAUGAGAUGGCUUUGAGAGUGUUGCUCUUCUCUUUGGAAACUCAUGCUAAUAGAUACAAACGAUACAUUAAACCUCUUUUGAGCAUAAGUGUGGAUUUCUAUGUGCACGUUUUUGUGCAAGUCUUUACAAGUGCCUCAGAAGUGAAAAGAUCAGCAAGUAAAAACUGUCUGGUCUUCAUGUGCAUUGGAUGUGGAAGUUUUCAUUUUCAGCCAAUGGGCCGCUGUAUUGAAGAAGGUCUUAGCAAGAAGUACCCCCCAGCCAUUGGUCCUCCAGUUGGAUCCUCGUGUGACCAGUGCGGUAGGCAAUUCCACAUGGGAGGACCCAUAUGGAAAGAGAAAAUUCACGAUGCUGAGUUUGUAGAAAGAUUGCUCAAGACUGUGAAGGAACAACCUGGUCUGUUCAAGACUUCAGAAAGGAUAAUUGGACUGUUGAAUGUUAUCCAAGAAGAACUACCUGACUGUCCUCUAUACUACAGUGUGGAUCAUCUCUGUGGAGUUCUUCAUUGUAACACACCUUCUCUUGUGCAGAUCAGAUCUGCUCUGCUAGAAGCAGGCUACAAGGCUUCCAGCUCUCAUGCGUGCAAACAAGCACUCAAAACUGAUGCUCCUCACAGUGUUGUGUGGGAUGUCAUGAGGUGUUGGGAAAAACUUCACCCUGUAAAACGAAGGAAAGAAAAUUCUCCAGGUGCAGCCAUUCUCAGCAAAGAACCUGCCAUUCAGGUGUCGUUCAAAGAAAAACCUGAAGCAAACCCUCUGUCAAGAAAGAAUAAGCUUCUGAGAUAUCAAGCGAAUCCUGAGGCCAACUGGGGACCAAAGCCUAGGGCAAAGAGGAAAAAAGAAACAGAGACAAUAGAGGAUAAGAGGCAGCGUCUACAAGGACGAAGGACUCCAGAAGAAGACAAAGAUUAUUACAAACAAUUUCCUUGUAAGAAAUUUCGACUUGGCAAGUGUACGUAUGGUGACGAGUGUAAAUAUUCGCAUGAUGUAAACCUGUACAUUAGGAAAAGUAGAAUUCCCCGAAGUGAUGAUGACUGCUCAGCGGUGAAUAUUGGAGAGUCAAGUUGAACUGUUUGAUGAUCUCUGAACACUUUCUUUAAUCUUUUGAAAAAUAAAACACUACGGAAAAGGCAUUCUUGACACACGUAAUGAUUCUAUAAGGUAAGCAGAAGGGUGGGUCUUUGUGAAUAGCCCGUUCGGAUUUUGCAGGUCCGGUUAGUUAGCCGAUUUGUUUUCAAAAUGGCGGCUUUCGUGGUCAUAGUUUUGAGCUCAUUUGAAGACUUUUUGAACGGAAUCUCAAAGACCUGCGAGUGAUAAAUUUUUGGUUGACAGAGCAUACUUGACCUUUAAAGUUGCGUUAGCAAUACAAGAUAGAUUUCAAUGUCACAGUGAACUACAUGGCUGUCAGUGAGUUUUUCUUUUUUUACGUUACAGGCGUCAGAAUCAUAUUAUUUCACUCUCAAUAGUCAAUGCCACCUCACUUUUUGUUAGACAUAAGUUAACUUUGGCACGACUUUUUAAAAAAAUUUCUGUUUUUAAUUUUUCGGCAGGACUUUAAUUUGCCGCCACAACUUUAAUUUUUCGGCGCUACCUUAAUAUUCUGGUCUGUUAUUAAAACAGUACCCACAAAUGAAAGCCUGUGCAGUGAUCUUCGCAGUGAUGAACACUACUUAAGCAGUUUUAUUCUCUUUUCUUUUUUUUUCAGGCCUUAUUUUCACUACUGCUUAACUAGUGUUCAUUACUGCGAGGAACACUUUCAUUACGUAUAUGAUUUUCUUAAAUUCACAGUCAGUACCUACAAAUGUUUACCUUAAGAUUUAAAUGUCAUCUCGUUCAAAUUUUUUAUGGGCUUUGGUGGAGACAUUAACUGUCAAGUUGUUUUGUGUUAACACACAAGGUCAUAAGCAAAGCAGUUUUCUGAUGGUACAAAAAGAAACAAAAUCAAAGCGAUUAUUCUUGUUAGUAGGAAGUCCAACUUCCGCAGCACAUUGAAGUUUGUUAGUAUUUUCGUGUUAGUGGGACUAAGAUGACUGCUACUAAGCUCACUACCUAAUUCUUUGGGCUCAGAAACAACUACAUUAACAUUUACAGGCUCUUCAACUAGAUUACUACUUUUCUCUGCAUAAGGCCUCAACAUAUUUCCAUGACAUAACUGUGUCUGUUUUCGCCUAUCUGGAGUGACUAUUAUGUAAUUUGGAUCAUGUAACUUCUUCACAGACAUAGGGACCAAAGCAUCGAGAAUGAAGUGUGUUACCAGGCACUGGCAACAACACAAGAACCUUUUGACCUAGCAUAAAGUCACAUUCUUCAGCAACUUCGUCAUACUUCUUUUUCAUAGACUUCUGAGAGUAGACUUUAGCUAACUCACAAGCUUUAAAGAGCUUAGUGCAAAAAUCUGAGACAUACUUCUAAAGAUUGAUGGGCUCAGUUACACAACAACUUUUCUUUAACAGAACAGUCUAAAAACUUACAACACCAUAGUUUGAUACUAUUACAUCCUAAAUACGUGAGGUAUGGCAUGCACGUCAGCAUGAGCAAGAAUUCUAGAAAUUUCUAGAUAUUAAUCUGGCAGUUGUUAUCAAUAACACGGUCAGUCACGGGAAAUGGUAGAUUGACCACUAAGGGGCAGGUUGACUGCUAAAUACAGGUUUCACACACUAGGGUUAUUAUAAAAAACAACGCCACUUUAUGCAAUAAUUGACUACUCGAUGUACAGAAUCUUGCCCGAAAAUUCUACUUACUUGAUUUUGGUUGUGAAAUAUGGAUUAAGAAUUACUUGAAAGAUUAUUAUUUGUUUUAUUUGAGAGGUUCCACUUUCAGUUACCAUUCAGUACAGGUGGAGGACAAUAAAAACAGGCCGUUGGGACUAA
Messenger RNA from Pocillopora damicornis (cauliflower coral), 3596 nucleotides. RefSeq names its product tRNA (guanine(26)-N(2))-dimethyltransferase. Lineage: Eukaryota; Metazoa; Cnidaria; Anthozoa; Scleractinia; Pocilloporidae. The record is from RefSeq and is a predicted model, not a curated record. Gene Ontology annotation, biological process: tRNA N2-guanine methylation. Gene Ontology annotation, cellular component: nucleus. Gene Ontology annotation, molecular function: RNA binding; tRNA (guanine) methyltransferase activity; metal ion binding.